Dendrobium catenatum is the source of this 4179-nucleotide messenger RNA. RefSeq names its product putative disease resistance protein RGA4. The record is from RefSeq and is a predicted model, not a curated record. Bases 281 to 3982 code for a protein of 1233 amino acids. The transcript is spliced from 2 exons. Gene Ontology annotation, molecular function: protein binding; ADP binding. Gene Ontology annotation, biological process: defense response to other organism. Lineage: Eukaryota; Viridiplantae; Streptophyta; Magnoliopsida; Asparagales; Orchidaceae.
CGCACCCUUAGUCGUCAACUUACGACGAUGCGGCAGCUUCCUCUUCUAUUCGCCGUUUACUUGACUUACGCUGUUCACAUCUCCACGAAGCCGUCGGAUUUCAAAGGAACGGUCGACAUGAAGGCUUCCCCUUAACCAAGGCAUCCUAGGCUCUGCGUGAGGACUCCGCACAGAAUCAUUUCUCAUAUUGGAGACUAUAAAAAUCUUCAUCUCUUCCAAUCAUUCUCUGUUUCUCCUACUGUUCAGUUGUUCUGCUCUCUCUACCUCGAUCAUCUGUGCCAUGGCGGAAUGGUUUGUUGGUCCAAUCAUGGACAAGAUCAUCAACGCUUGCUCUGACUACCUGGAAGAGCAAGUCGGAUGGCAGACGGGCAUGAAGAAGGAGCUGGAAAGCCUGCGAGAGAACCACCCGAAGAUCCAAGCUGUCGUGAACUUUGCUGUUAACAAAGCACAAAUCAGCGAUCAGAACCCAGCUUUCAACAAAUGGUUAUGGCAGCUCCGAGAUGCUAUUGAUGAGGCAGAUGAUGUGCUCGAUGAGUUGGAAUACAUGAAGCAUCAAGAACAGCUCCUCAAAAACAAGGAAGAAACAAAGAAAAGAAAGUUCCUGCCGAGCUUCGUAUAUGAAAGUGCUCGUAAAAUUCUCAAAAUUGGCGAACGUGCUAUCAAAAGAGAUCCCAACUUGAUGCGACUGGAGGAGGCUGUGCAGAAACUUGAUAAAGUUUCGGCUGAUGUUACUCCUUUCUUUCAUCUUUUAGACAGCACGCAGCAGGAACACAAGGAGCUGGAGGUUGAUUUCUACAAAGCACGUGAAACAGGAUCGUUGCCUACAAAUGAUCUCAUCGGUAGAGGCGAGGCUAUGGAGUUUGUUACGCAGUGGUUGAAGAAGCUAUCAAAUGAGAAUCGGGACAGAAACAUUUCUCUUCUAUCUAUAGUGGGCCAUGGUGGUAUGGGGAAAACAACUCUCUUGCAACACGUCUAUGAAGAUGAAGUUACAAAGGAAUUUGAUCUUAAAAUUUGGGUUUGUGUUUCAAACAACUUUGAUAUGAAAAAAGUCAUUGCAGAUAUGUUAUCAACUCUUAAGAAGAAGAGGCCUCGUUUGGACGACACACUUGAUGCACUUCAAAAUAGUCUUAGGACUGAGAUUAUGUCCAAAAAGUUCUUACUUAUUCUAGAUGACAUUUGGGAGGAAGAGGAGAACCGGGAUAUCAGCAAAUGGGAGAAGGUGCUCGCCCCUCUAGUUUAUGGGAAAAUUGGUAGUGGGAUUUUGGUAACAACUCGAAUGGACUCAGUUGCAACGAUGAUGGCAAAGGUGAUUAAAAAGAAGACGGAAAUAUUUAGAUUAGAGGGCUUGGAGGAAGAUCAGUGUUUGCAGCUCCUCAACUCUCAUGCAUUUGCUGAUGUAGAGAAUCCUAAUUAUUAUCAAAGAUUAAGAUCCAUUGCUGGAGAGAUAGUUAAAAAGCUUACAGGAUCUCCAUUGGCAGCCAAGGUUACCGGUGGUGUUUUGAAUUCUAGCUUGGAUGAAAGACAUUGGACAAAAGUUUUAAAUAGUGAUUUUGUAAGUCCAAAUUUGGGCCAGGAUUACAUCUUUCCCAUUUUAAGAUUGAGCUAUAUGUUCCUCCCAAAACAUCUACAAAAUUGUUUCGCAUUUUGUUCUAUAUUUCCACAAGAUUAUGAGUUUAAUAAAGAUGAUCUAGUCACAAUGUGGAUUGCUUUGGGUUUCAUUCAGCAUCCUAAUGAUCAAGAAUGGACAAUAGAGGAUAUUGGAGGGAAGUAUUUUGAUAUUUUGGCUAAAAAAUCAUUCUUUGAUAAGUUUGAUCAUGAAAAUUUUGGACGAUACUACAAGAUGCAUGAUUUAAUACAUGAAUUGGCACAAUCAGUUUCCAUGCAUGGAUGCUUAAGAGUUGAGGAUGGUACAAAGUUGCCUUCUAUUAUUCCUGAGACUCUUCGACACUUGUCUGUUCGAACUUCAAAUUCAGACAUCAUAAAAAUGAUUGGGAAGUUCAAAUAUUUGCAUUCCCUUUUCUUGUUCUAUGAAGCUUCUAAUCGGAAUCUUUGCAAUACACUUAUUGAAAUAUUCAAAGCAUCAAAAAGCCUACGCUUAUUACGCAUAUGGACUACAAAAAAUUUGGAAAUAAUACCCGAGGAGAUUGGAAAUUUGACACAUCUUCGAUGGUUAAAGAUUGAUUGUUAUAAUUUGACUAUGUUGCCAAGAUCUCUAAGUAAUCUCUAUCACUUGCAAAGCAUAAUCAUUUCAAGUGAGUUAAGACACGGUAAAUUUGAUGACGAUUUUUUAUCGAGUGACAUUAAUAACCUUUCUAAUUUACGUUACCUGAUAUUGCCGGGGAAUUAUAUUUCAUCAAUAUAUGCGAUUGGGAAGCUAAAGUCUCUUCAAGCACUAUAUAUGUUUGAUCUCAAAGAUGCGAGUGGUUAUAGAAUUGCGGAGAUGCAGAAUAUGAAUGAUCUUUGCAUAUUAGGAAUCAAUUGCCUUGAAAAUGUUAAAGAAGUCGAGGAGGCCUGUAGUGCCAAAUUAUGUGCUAAGAGGAGGCUCACAGAUUUAACCUUAUGUUGGAGUAGCACUGAUUCGAGGAACAUCAAUUUAUAUGAGAACGUGCUCGACAACCUUCAGCCACCAAAAUGUCUAAGGAAUUUGAGCAUAAAUAGAUACAUGGGUGCAAGGUCUCCAAUAUGGAUGAAGAAUGUCAAUCUGAUCUCUAAUAUAGAGAAAAUCGAAUUGACAGAUUGCUUGGAGUGUGAAACUCUUCCACCUUUUGGGCAACUUCCCUUCCUCAAGUCACUGAUACUUGAUAACAUGCCGAAAGUACAGUGCCUCGAAAGUAAAGUUAAUGGGAAUGAUACAUACCGUGCCUUUCCAUUGCUAGAGGUGUUAUCUAUUAAAGGAUUAGAAGCAUUAGAGGAUUGGUUUGAGGUAGGAGUGGCUGCUGAAGAUGGAUGUUUGUUUCUUUGCUUAAUUAAAUUAUAUCUACGCGACUGCCCGAAGUUGAAAGAGUUGCCCUCUUUGCCUUCUAAGCUCAAGAGCUUGGAGAUUGAUGAAAUUGGGUGGACGACUUUGAAUUUUUGUAGCAAUUCAAAUCCUAUUCCCCUUGAAACAUUAGAGGUCUUUCGUUGUCCAAACAUUACAUCUCUUCCUCUGGCUGAUGAAAUAGCAAGACUUGCAGCACUAAGAUACUUGACGAUUACAAAUUGCCCCAAUCUGAUCUCUAUGGGAAGAUAUCGACAAGUGGAGACCACUAAUAAUUGCCAUCUCAUGCUCAGCGACCUUACCAUAAGUGAUCCAUCAGUGUUGCUAAUGGAGCCAUUGAGAAGUAUCGCCUCCUUAAAAAAGCUGACUGUUGAGCGGAAUAAUGAGCUGAUUUCAUUUCCAAAUGAGGCGGAGCAGUGGUUUCUGAGAGUGAGUGCAUCUCUUUGUGAGCUGAACUAUAUGCAUCUCGGGUCCUUACAGUCUCUACCUUCCUCCUUGGAAUGCUUAUCUUCACUUCAGAAACUAUCUAUUAUAAAAUGCCCCAAUCUGGUCUCUCUCGGAGAAAUGCAAACCACUAAUAAUUGUCAUGUCAUACUCAAUUAUCUCCGUAUAAGUGAUCCAUCGGUGUUGCUAAUGGAGCCAUUGAGAAGUAUCGCUUCCUUAAAAAUGCUGAUUAUUGCGGAGAAUGAUGAGCUGGUUUCAUUUCCAAAUGAGGCGGAGCAGUGGUUUCUGAAAGUUAGUUCAUCUCUUUGUGAGCUGGAAUUUAUAAAUCUCAAAUCCUUACAGUCUCUCCCUUCCUCCUUGGAAAGCUUAUCCUCACUUCAUUUUCUAUUUACUAAUAAUGUCCCUAUGCUUCGGGAAUUACCGAACCUUCCUCCCUCUUUGAAACGUCUAUCAGUUUGGGGAUGUCAUCCAGAAUUAGAAGAGCGCUAUCGAGAGGAUGGAGGCUCUGAUCGGCACAAGAUUGCUCACAUUCCUCUUAUCCUUAUUUCUCCCAAAAGAUAAGAGCUGGGUCCAACUACUUUAAUGAAAAUUUCAAAAUGCUUAAGCUGCAAACUUCCUUCUUCUUAUCUUAUUUGUUUCCCUUGAUAUAUAUGAAAUGUGAAGAAUGCAAUGUCAGCAUUAACCAGUUUGUAUCAUUUGAUCGAUGUACUCAAUUUUAUUAUGUAUCAAUGUUUAUAUAAAAAUAUUUCUUCUUUUAA